ACUUACAUAUGUAGGUAAGAAUCUCUUAGAAUACAUAUGUAUUUAAAAAAUUGUUCUUAAUUCAAAAGAAAAAAUUUUACAUAUCCAACUGUUCGAAUUCGCCCUGAGACCGUAACAAUUUGUCCAUGUAUCAUAAUAAUUAAAACCCUUUUUAUUUCAAUCAAUUUUGUAGCAAUGGAUUAUAAAAUUGAUCUCUUUGAAAAACUAAAGUUAUUUAUUUUAUAGAGAUAUCCCAAAUACCCUUAAUUCCUUGUAGUGUGACCACCCACAGCCCGAAAUAAACGAAUAAUCGGGUAUCGAUAAGCAAGUAGUCACAAGCAGCUGGUUCAAAACUGUCAUUUGAACCUGUCCUGUACUUAACACAACGACGUAGUUUCCACUCUCCUGAGUCGAGAACAGAUUUGUAGAAGUCCAACACCUAGUUAAUAGUCUGGGAGCGGGUCCACCAUGUCGAAUACUUCAGUUCGCCCGAUUCCCACGCUGAAGGGCAUGUUUUCGGUGCCGCGCGUCACACAGUCCCGAAACUUCCUCAAGGAAAACAAGGUAAGCCUACGCUCGCUGGAGAAGUCUACCACCCAGAAGUUAGCCGCUAAGGAGCCUAUUCGUCCAAAAUGGAUGCCUCCACUUCGACGCACGUCAUCUGAGGUGAGGGAGUCGAAAACUGAAAAACCCCCGGUCAGGGGAAAACUUGGGCAACAAAAUUCUCAAAAUGCCCGCAGCAACUCCCGUUCACAACACCAACUGGCCGUGGCCAUUCCAGCGGAUGGAGAACGCUUCGAUGGCCUGGAGGAGCGCAAUCCCAUCUUAUAUGAUCCGACGGAUGAGUUGGAGGGCGAUAACAUUUUAGAGCCUUCAUCGGACCCAAUGUCAGAUCGCUGCCAAUCCUGCGGCACCAAUCGCAGCUCCACAAGCAUCGGCAUUCAGACAGAGGACAUUACUGACGAGCUGUACCUCACUAAUGCACUUAAAAAAUGCAAUGUCGAUAGUAGGUCUAUAAUGGAGGAUCCGGGCCUUAAGUACGAAAUCAACUACAGGCCAGAACGCUAUGAUAAUGAGGAGGAUUUGGAACAGCUGCCGCUCUCAGCGCGCUCGAACACCUCGAAGCAUAGCCGCUUCCAAGUGCCCGAGCUAGAGGCAAUACCUAUGACCGAGGCUGAGCCUUUAAACUACGGUGCCUGUGCCUCAGACGAUGAGGCCCCACUAAGUGCCCGUAGUCGCUUCACAACAGCAUCCAAUGUAACCACCAUUACUUCUAAAUCAAAGCGUCGUGACCACGAACUGGGUUCUCGAGAUAAUGUGCGUCUACCGCGUUACCUGGAGAAACAAAAGCGCGAAAAGGCCGUUGCCAAGCAACUUGCGGAUUCCCAGGAUCCCGACUGUCCACGUGGCCAUGUAUUGCUCAGCGAUCAGGAUCGACUGACUCACCUCACCAAUGCCAAGAAACGCUUUGGACAACUCGUCGAUGAGCUUAAUCACAUGCCCAUGACCAAAGAGACUUUACGAGUGCGCAACCGCAAAGCGGAGAUUGAUAGGGAGUUGACCACUGUGGAGGAGGACAUUCGCAUAUACUCAAAGGCAAAGGUCUUCGUGCUGGCCAACAAGUCACGCCAACUAUAAGGCACCUAAAAUCAUGAAGCAUUCCAUCGACUGACUAAGCCACUAGGAACUAAGAUUUCCAAAACACGAGUGUUCCCUACAAACUAUGCCUUACGUUAAUUAUAUAUUUUUGAGCUGAGCUUUGGUUCGCAGGCAGUCUUAAAAAUAUUCCGUCCAGCCUAACUAGCGUUCCAAUCAGCCAGCAACUAGAGUUACAUAUUAAAAGAAGCACAUCCUACUUA
Messenger RNA from Drosophila eugracilis, 1838 nucleotides. RefSeq lists its product as uncharacterized. The record is from RefSeq and is a predicted model, not a curated record. Lineage: Eukaryota; Metazoa; Arthropoda; Insecta; Diptera; Drosophilidae. Gene Ontology annotation, cellular component: cytoplasmic microtubule. The transcript is spliced from 5 exons. The coding region runs from base 448 to 1617 and encodes 389 amino acids.